Glarea lozoyensis ATCC 20868 is the source of this 3210-nucleotide messenger RNA. RefSeq lists its product as uncharacterized. The record is from RefSeq and is a predicted model, not a curated record. Lineage: Eukaryota; Fungi; Ascomycota; Leotiomycetes; Helotiales; Helotiaceae. Bases 1 to 3210 code for a protein of 1069 amino acids. The transcript has a single exon.
AUGGCGGCGCAGGCCUCUCGCCCUGCUUCUGGCCAGAAUGUCGACCCUCGACCCGCGAUUCUGCCUCCGCGGAAUACCCCUCUGUCAGGAGGACUCGACGGGGUCAAUUCCUCGUUGAUCGGAGCCGGCCCGCUCGAGAUGGUCGAGCUGUCAUCGAAGUCAAUUAUCGAAGGCAUUCUAGGCCCAAACAAAGAUGGACGGGUAAGGAAUCCUGUUCCCAGUAAACUGAAAGGAAAGACGGACACCAAGAAGGGCAAUUUUGGCGUCAUGCAUAUGGCUGGGGUCAAAAACCACGAGGUUCUGGGCAAAGAUGCCGCUGCAGAGCGAGACGCUGCGGCCAGAAGGACCAGCGAGAAUACCGCAUCAAGGGCUAAGGCAGCGCAACAGGAGAAAUAUAUACCACCGAAGAAACGAGGACUCGAGGCGACCUUGAAUGAAGCUUCCCGAAACACGAAUCGCGGUUCCCCUUUUGCCAGAGAUGACAAGCGGCAGGCGAGGCCGCUGGCCCCAGACGAGACGAAAUCCGAGCAAGCUCGAUUAUUGACGUUACUACGAAGUAUCAAUCCUGUUACAGUGGUCGACCAGAUAUGUAAAGCGGUGGCAUACUUUGGUGGAAUACCAGGAGCGCCUCCUCCAGAAGAUGGCAUUUUCCCUGAGAGCGCCAAUACGAGAGAGACUGGCGCAUUGUUCAUAGGAUGGCUAGCAGAGAUAUUUCCUAAUGUGACGGCUCCUAGUCCAGAGAUCAUGAAAGCACCAGAAAUGGGAAAGAAGAAGAGUCGGCCCUCAAUAGGGCACCAAGUCUCCUCGUCUAAUGCAGCAGCGCCAACACCUGAUGAGGAACCAAACUCGAGAAACGGGUAUGGAUACGGCCCGGCUAUCUCUGCGCCAGCCUGGGGGCUCCCAACAAACUUAGCGGAAGCAAAUCCUCAAGCUCCGAAUGUGCCUGAUCGGCCGAUGCAGACAGAGACCAAUAACGGUGGACCAGAGAAGCAGCCAGAUCAGCAAUUUGCUCCCAAUACACCUGUCCAACCGGGGGCGACGGAGGCACAGAAUAACGCGGCGUCUGCGAGUAAUAAACGAAGAGGGAGGGGACGGCCAAAAGGAUCUACGAAUAAGAAAAUGAAAGGCGAUGCUCAAGGUGACUACAACGGUGUGGCUACUGGAGAUACAAAUGGCGGGAACGCCUCGACAGAGGGCCAGGCGAAUCAGGCGCAAGAAAUGGCAGGUGCGGCAUUGCACGCGUCUGGUCAAGAUCAGAAUCAAAGCGGAUUUCAUCCAGCAAUAAAUAACCAGGCCGCUCCCAAGAGUGCACAGCUUCAACAAUUCCCAGACCAGUCAUGGCAAAAUCAUCCCCAGAAGAAUAACAUGCAAUCAGCAAAUAUGGUACCCGACGAGUUGAGUCCCGAAGAACGUGCAGUGCUCGAAGCAUUCAGAGUUCAUGGAACUGAAGGUAUGAAUGCUGUAAAUCCUGUAGGUGCUUUACCCUCGCCAGUUGUGUCCACGAAAGGUCCAGCAGAAGGUGGCGUGAAACGGAAGAGGGUUCCUGCAAAACCAAAGGUCACUCCAAUUCCACCACCAAAGCCUAUCACUGGUUCAAUGAGUUAUGCAACACAAGCUAGCCCUCAGGUCCAACAACAGCAAUUGCAAACUCAACCGCAGCAAGCUCCUCAGCAAUUGAAGCAGAUACCACAGCAGACUCAGCAAGUUCAAUCGAUGCAACAAGUGCAGCAGAGCCCUCUACAGACGGCGGAGAAUGGUGCAUUAUCAAAUGCUAAUAACGAGCUUGUGAUGAACAUUGCUAAAGACUCUAUGCAAUGGGCAUCCUCGGUAGAUAAUACUCCUAAACAAGCUUCUGCUGCUACAGCUCCUCCACCACCCAAAAGACAACGGCAACGUAAGCCUAAAGCACCAGCUGCUCCUGCUGUUGAGCCUCCGUCUCGGACUCAAACUGCUUCUGUUGUGAGCGUCCCAACGCCGAAAAUACCCCCGAGCACGAUACCGGACUCCCAAGGGACAUCUUCACAGCAGAGUAUACAACAAAGUGUACCAGUCACACGUCCUCCAGCGGAAGGUUUAGAGGCACACUACGAGAGGUUUGCAAGUUUGUCCCAACAACAGAAUGGACGAAGCAAUACCCCGACAGUAUCUCAGCCGCAGCAGCAGCAACAGCAACACGUAAGGCAGCACUCUAAGACUACGACCCUCCCACCACAGCAGACCACACCUACAAUACCCCAACAGAUGCAACAGCAAAAAUCCCAAGGGGUACAGCAGAAUACUCAACGUAGUGAUUCGAAAGUAUCCCAGGAUGCAACCACGAGGGCUCCAUCGAACUACUAUGGUCAACGUAGUCAAAGCACAUCUUCAUAUAAUCAGCAAUAUCCUUCCCACCAAACCUCACAGUUGUACAAUACGCAAUCUUCGUCGCCGCAGCUUAGUAACGCCAAUAGUAACAAUUAUAGAACUAACAGCAGUCACACUCUGGCUAACAGCAGCCACACUCUGGCUAAUAGCUCCCACACUCUGGCUAAUAGCUCUCAUACUCUGGCGCAGAACACAAUGUCUCAAAAUAGUAUGGCAGCACAAGCCUCACCUCAAUUCUCCGCUGCAGAGACAUAUAGAACUGCCAGCCCACAUAUUGCUCAGCCUUCACCCUCCUUUGCUCAGACAGAGUCGAAUUAUCGAACCACGAAUGCGCACAAUUUGGCACAACCUUCGCCUGCCUUUACGCAGGCUGAAAAUCCGUACAGGACUCCAGCUACACAUUCAAUGGCACAGGGCACUUCCUCCUAUUCAACCGCUAGAUCACACGCUCAAGCUCCAUCGACACAUUACAAUCAAUUCUCUGAUUCUUCUUACAUGGAUCUGCCAACUCUUGAAUCGCUUGGUCAUAGUGGAAGCGGAACCACCGCUUCCUUGGGAGGCUAUGGACAAGGAAUGAGUGUGGGCAUGGGUGGUGGCAACAAUACGACUAACAACCAAUCUCGAUCGACCGGUAGUACAUCUGGACUUUACAGCACGGCGAAUAGCACAGGUCUCAGUGGCUACGAUACCAGCGCAGCAGAUCUCUUAAGAGUAUCUCGAGGGACUGGGGGUUCAGGCCACAACACACAUUCUGCAUAUGGACGAUCGGGUGGUAGUCUCGGAAACGCAUUUGAUACCGAGCACGAGAUGAGGGAGCAGUUACUUCGGGGCAUGGGUCGACGAUGA